Messenger RNA from Daldinia childiae, 282 nucleotides. Its product is annotated as putative b-zip transcription factor idi-4 protein. Gene Ontology annotation, molecular function: DNA-binding transcription factor activity, RNA polymerase II-specific; RNA polymerase II cis-regulatory region sequence-specific DNA binding. The transcript has a single exon. The record is from RefSeq and is a predicted model, not a curated record. Lineage: Eukaryota; Fungi; Ascomycota; Sordariomycetes; Xylariales; Hypoxylaceae. The coding region runs from base 1 to 282 and encodes 93 amino acids. Gene Ontology annotation, biological process: regulation of transcription by RNA polymerase II; DNA-templated transcription.
AUGCCCGAGUCUUCUUCCGGCCCAAGUCAACCCGCCGCCAAGUCGCAGAGCCAGUCGCCGCCCGUAGACGCAGUCACGGCUCUGAAGCGCAAGCGCAACAAUGCUGCGGCUCGCAAGUAUCGGCAGAAGCGGAUCGACCGCAUCAGCGAGCUGGAGACGGAACUUCGGAGCGUCAAGGACGAGCGGGAUGAGCUGCGACUUCGCCUCGCUCGUCAGGAGGCGGAGGCGGCAACUUUGCGAAGCUUGCUGCAGAUGAACUCUGGGAAGGGUGAGAAAAGUUAG